Molecule: messenger RNA, 1560 nt
Organism: Caenorhabditis remanei
Lineage: Eukaryota; Metazoa; Nematoda; Chromadorea; Rhabditida; Rhabditidae
Exons: 7
Coding region: 1-1560 (519 amino acids)
Source: RefSeq, a predicted model, not a curated record
AUGGAGCAAUUACUCAAUAAUCUUGUGGAACUGGGCAGAACAGAAAAAUUUAACGGGGAAAUUGAUUAUGGAGCCGAGAUCUCAUCGGAUUCACUUUUGGAAGCUAUGAAAGUUGUCGGUACAGAUCAUUCGAGUCAGAAGAUCAUUGAUAGAUUUACGGAGAAUGCACCAAUAAUCCAUAAAACACUUCUAUCCAUCACUUUUGCAAACUAUCUUCAAUCAAAAAUGACAUCUUCUGAAUCUGUCACGUCAACGGCAGUAGACUCCUCAUUAUCAGCGGAAGUCAUGAAAAAAGCACGUCGGUCAAUUCGUCUCCUUCUGAAUCUCAUUCAACGUUCCCCAGAAUUUGCAUCUAAAAUCCCAUCGGAAUGCGUGGAACUUUUAGAAACGCUCAUCGCGACGGCGUCGUUUCAUUCUGAAUGUCUUCUGAUUCUUGUGAAAACAGCUGAUUCGACGUGGCUAGAGUUCCAAAAAUCAUUCCGAUAUUCUCAUCUUCUGGAACGAAUUCUGAAUUCGGGAAUAUCAUCGGAAAAUUCUGAUGAAACCACGUCAAUUCUCGCAUAUUUCUCAACACUUCUCGAAAGAGAUUACGGUUUUUUGUCGUCGUGUUAUGCGGAAAUGUCGUCUGAAUCUUUUUGUGAAGUUCUUGACGUUGUUAGAGUAAUUAUCGAGCGAAAUUCGAAAGUUUGUGAUGGAAAACCUAUGAAAAUUCAUUCAAAUAAUCUACUAUUCGUGAUAAACCUAUUGGAACUCAUUACGGUAGAUUACACUGCAUUUCUAAUGGCAAAGUUGAAAAAAGAGCCGAAAUCUGUCGAAGAAAGGAGACUAAAAACUGUGGAAAUGCUGAAUUUGGUUGUAGAAAUUGUGGGAGAAAUGUGCACCAAUGUUGAGAUGACAUCGAAUUUGAAUGAAAAAGCAACAGCUAUAAAUGCAGUCGUUGAUGUAUUGGAUACGAUUCUUCACGCCGAAUCUCUUUUCUCAGACUUUCGUGUUUCUCAAUCUGAAAAUUGGCCUGACAUUCCAUUGAAUGAUUCAAAAUUCGAAGUUCUUCGCCAGAAAAUUGAGGAAGAGAAACGGUACGAAGCGACGCAGAGAAGAUAUGAAGAUCGACCUAAACAGCCACCACCCUCAAAACUUCUUCGUGUUGAAACAUCCGAAUCGUUAUCGCAUUUGGCUCAAACUAUUUUCUCUCAAUAUCAGAAAAUUGAUGACGUGAUCGGUCUGCCACGUGUCGGAGAACUUAAAUUGAAUUGUUUGAAAGCUAUUAGUAAUCUGUGCAGUCUGUCCCCAGAUAAUAAGCUGGCCACUCUUCAAAAUGGUCGACAAGGAUUACUGUCAGUACUACAGUGUACAUCACGGAGACCUGCUUAUUUUAUGGAAAGUUAUGCAAUGCGUAACUAUUCUAUUUUCUGUGUUCGCCAAUUAACGGACAAUUGUCAAGAAAACAAAGAAGUGAUCCUUCAAUUGGGACAACCAACUCAACCAAUUAUUGAUCGAAAACGGCUUCUCAAAGAGUUUGGAAUUGAUGAAAACGAGCUUAGUGGGACGUCGCAUAUGUGA